This is a messenger RNA of Rhagoletis zephyria (snowberry fruit fly), 3423 nucleotides long. Lineage: Eukaryota; Metazoa; Arthropoda; Insecta; Diptera; Tephritidae. The record is from RefSeq and is a predicted model, not a curated record.
CGCACCUUUCUCCUGGAGCUGUUGGCGGACAUCUUUGAGCGGCGACCUUCUCAGCUGAAGGCCCUCAACUCUCUGCCACUCUACCCCAGCGAAGAGGUCAUCUGGGAUGAGAAUCUGGUGCCGAGCGGAGACGUCCACUUUAGCGGCGACUCAGUGCUCGCCCUGCCCAAGUUGAACGUUCAAUUUCUGACGUUGCACGACUACCUCCUGCGGAACUUUACCCUCUUUCNCAUUGAGCAGGCGGUGGGCCACCUGAAGCCGUGGAAGACGGAGGAGGGCGGCGUCAUGUUUGGCGGCUGGGCGCGCAUGGCCAUCCCCAUUGAUCACUUUGCGGUGACGGAGCUGGCGAAGGCGGCCAUCGGCGAGGGUGGCCGACCUUCCCGGGUGAAGGCUGAAGUUGUGGUCAACCUGGCUGUCAAGCGAAGUAUCAAGACGGAGUGGGAGGCGCUGCGGAAGCACGACGUUGCUUUCCUGGUCACCGUGCGACCGGAAGCGCCGCCGGGAACGCCUUUCAACUAUCGAGAGGCCUUUGUGCCGCAGGUGGGCCUCGCCUACGUUCGAGGCUGUGAGGUUGAGGGAAUGCUCGACCCAACCGGGCGGCUCAUUGAUGAGAACCCCUACGCCGCUGAAGCUCGUCCGCACUUUAGCACCGACUUUCGCACCUACCGCGUGCUGCUCGAUACGAAUCAGUACCAGAUUGAUCUCCGCUCAGCAAAACCAGCGCCAGCGGAGGAGGUCUACGAGUCCUUCAACGUGCUGGUUCGCCGGAAGCCCAAGGCGAACAACUUCAAGGCCGUCCUGGAGACGAUUCGCGAGCUGAUGAACACGCGCUGUGUCGUGCCGGAGUGGCUGCACGACGUCAUUCUCGGCUACGGGGAGCCCGGCGCGGCCCACUACUCUCAGUUGGCCGUCAACCGGGAGCUCUUUCCGGUACUGGACUUUUACGACACCUUCCUCAGUUUGGAGCACGUCGAGGAGGUUUUUGGCGGCGAUGGCUAUCAGGUCAGGUUUGAAGGACCUAGCAGCUGCUCAUCACCAAAGCCGCCUUUCAAGCUCCGAAUUGACUCGGAGGAGAAGGUGGUCACCGUACAGUCGUACAGCGUCCCCAGUCGAGGGCCUUACGCCACCGAUGAGCCGAAGCGGAAUGCGAUUCGCUUUACCAGGGCGCAGGUUGAGGCAAUCCGUUCCGGCAUCCAACACGGCCUGACGAUGGUCGUCGGCCCACCCGGCACCGGAAAGACCGACCUGGCGGUGCAGAUUAUCAGCACCCUGUACCACAAUCACCCGGAGCAGCGGACGCUAAUUGUGACGCACUCCAACACCGCCCUCAACCAGAUCUUUGAGAAGAUAAUCGGCCUGGACGUGGACGAGCGCCAUCUGCUGCGGCUGGGCCACGGGGAGACCGCCCUGGAGACGGAGAAGGACUUUAGCCGCUACGGGCGGGUGAAUUACGUUCUCUCGAAGCGACUGGAACUUCUUGAAGCGGUUGGGCGGCUGGCCACCUCGCUGGGACUGUCCACCGAUGCAGCGUACACCUGCGAGACGGCGGGCUACUUCUUCCUCUACCACGUCCUCUCGAAGUGGGAAGCUUUUCAGGCGGAGCUGUCUUUACUUUCUGAAGAGCAGAAAACUUCGAGCUUUGUGGCGGCUCGCUUUCCCUUCACCGCCUUCUUUGCCCAGGACCUGGGGCGAGAGCUUUUCAUUCAAGAAAGCUCUUUCGAGGAGGCGCUCGAGGUGGCCAGCGGCUGCUUCCGCUACAUUCGCCGCAUCUUCACGCAGAUUGACGAGUUUCGCGCCUUUGAGAUGCUGCGGCCGGGCCCGGACCGCGCCAACUACCUGCUGGUGCGUGAGGCGAAGAUCAUCGCCAUGACCUGCACGCACGCCGCCCUCAAGCGGCAGGAGCUAGUUCAACUGGCCUUCCAGUACGAUAACAUUCUCAUGGAGGAGGCGGCGACCAUACUGGAGAUUGAGACCUUCCUGCCGCUGCUGCUGCAGAACCCGCAGUUUGGCCACAAUCGGCUGAAGCGGUGGAUCAUGAUCGGCGACCACCACCAGCUGCCGCCGGUGAUUAAGAAUGGUGCCUUUGGGCGGUUCAGUAAUAUGGAGCAGUCACUGUUUGCCCGCUUUGUCCGGCUGGGCGUGCCAACCAUUACCUUGGACCGACAGGGUCGGUCACGGGCGAGCAUCUGCGGGCUGUGGAGCUGGCGCUACGACGGCCUCGGAAAUCUGCGGCACGUCGAGCAGUUGGAGGAGUUUGGACGGCCAAAUCCGGGCUUCCUUCACGACUUUCAGCUGGUGAACGUGGAGGACUUCAACGGAGUGGGCGAGUCGGAACCGGCCCCGCACUUCUACCAGAACCUCGCCGAGGCGGAGUACAUUGUGGCCACGUUUAUGUACAUGCGCCUGCUGGGCUAUCCCGCGGAGCGGAUCACCAUCCUCACGACGUACAACGGUCAGAAGCACCUGCUGCGCGACGUGGUGGAGCAACGAUGCGCCUCCAAUCCCUUCAUUGGCCGACCGGCGAAGGUGACCACCGUGGACAAGUUCCAAGGGCAGCAGAGCGACUAUGUCCUCCUCUCGCUGGUGAGGACCAAGGGAGCCGUCGGUCAUGUGCGCGAUAUUCGCCGACUGACGGUGGCCAUGAGCCGAGCUCGCCUGGGCCUGUACGUCUUUGCCCGGGAGCGGCUCUUCUCCGGCUGCUACGAGCUGGCGAGAACGUUUGCUCUGUUGAAGCAGGAUCGACCGACCAGUCUGCAGCUGAUUCCGGGGGAGACCUUUUUUGAUGAAUCACUGGACCGAAGCCAAAAUCCUGAAGUGAAGGAGAUCGCCUCGAUGGCAGAGAUGGUCGCCUUUGUCUUUGAGUUCUACGGAUCGGCGGUGGGACGGCUGCAGCAACGGCGGCCUGAGGAGUUUGAGCGCAUCAUGAGCGGCGGCCAAAAGAGAACUUCUGCGGAAGAGGAUGAUGAGGAUGAGGACGAAGCUGAGGCUUCUGCUCCUGCCACCGGAAAUGAAGACGAGGAGGAGCUGCCCUUUGAGCCGCUGGCCGAGGACGACCAGGCCGUCGAUGACGACGUGGCGAUGGACUUUGAGGAGGAAGAGGUGGUGGCGGUGAAGAAGGUCCCACUACCUCCAAAGAAGGACAUUCCUGAAGAUGUUGAUAAAGAAGUGGAGGAAAAAGAUGAUAAUGAAGUUACACCAAAAAGGCAGAAGGUCGAAGAAGCUGCUGCUCCUCAGAAUUCUAUGGAGGAAAAAGAGGAGGAGGUUGUGCCUACGGAAACUCCCGAAACUGAAGUCGCUCAGGAGGAGCAGGAGAACACUGCUGAAGAAGUUCAGGAAAAAGCUGAAAGGGAUGAUGAUGAGGAUGCGACCACUGAGGAGGAUGAAGAAGAGCCUGCUGCUGAAGCUGCUGAGAAUGAUGAUUAA